Messenger RNA from Adineta steineri, 5178 nucleotides. NCBI's taxonomy places the organism in Eukaryota, Metazoa, Rotifera, Eurotatoria, Adinetida, Adinetidae. The record is from the annotation of a GenBank genome assembly.
AUGUCAAAAAAACGGCCAAGAAAUGCAUUUGUUGAUGCGGAAGCAGAAGAAGAUUCAGCUGAAGAAAGUGAUACAGAAAAAACCCAACGAACAGCUGCUAUGAAAAAACUUAAAUCAAAUCGACCAAUGAGUGAUGAUGACGAUGAUGAAGAAGAUGAUGUUAUAGAUGAAGCAACUGCUAAAGAUUUACAAAAUUUUAUUGCUGAACCAGGAGAUGAAGAAGAAGAAGAGAAUGUCGCUGAUCAAUCAGCUUCUGGUGAAUCAGAUGAUGAAGAUGAUUUUGAUGAUGAUGAUUUACAAUUAAUCGCCGAAAAUACAAAGAAGUCUGGAAAGCCAAACCGUGUCCACAUUGCUCGCGAAGAUAGUGAUGAUGAUGAUCAAAAUACGUCAUCACAGUAUAAAGUAGCAACAACACAUCAUUCAAGACGAGUUGAACCUGAUGAACAAAGCCUUAUGGACAAUGGCGAAGACGAAAGAGCAGCGAAUGAUUAUGAUGAUGAUGAUGAAGAUGAUUUUAUUGUUGAUGAUCACGAUGUACCAAUACCAAAACAAAAUCAUCGUCGACAUCACAAUGCACCGAAUAUCGCUGAUGCUCAAGCUAUAUUUGGCGAUGAAUUUUCGUUCAAUGAUAUUAAUUUUGAUGAUUUAAAUGAUGAUGCAGGUGAAGAAGAUGAGGAAGAUGAUGAAGAAGAAGAAGAAGACGAAGAACAAAUAGAACCUGAAUAUGAUGACGAUGGAAAUAUAAUUGAAAGUGAAGCAACAAUACCAAAACGAAAAGCUAAAGCUCCACGUCGAAAACAAAAAGCUGAAGAAUUAUUCGAACCCGAAGAAUUACAACGUGGUUAUUUAACUGAAUCGGAUAUAAAUAUUCGAAGAAUUGAUAAACCAGAAAGAUUUCAAUUAAGACGUAUACCGGUUACUGAAGCUAAAGAAGAUGAACUUGAUGAAGAAGCUGAUUGGAUUUAUAAUGGAGCAUUUCUUAAAGCAACAAUUUCCCAUCAACCAAACGAAGAAGAAACAAUAAAAAAUCUUCAAGUAAAAAAGAAAAUCAAAAAUGCACUUAAUUAUAUGAGAAAUGAUUCAUUUGAAGUACCAUUUAUUGCAUUCUACCGUAAAGAACAUAUUGAACCUGAUCUUAAAAUAGCAGAUCUUUGGAAAAUUUGGCAAUGGGAUGAAAAGUGGAUGAUAUUUAAAUCUCAAAAAGAUAAAUUAAUGUCAAUGUUUGAACGUAUGAAUAAUUAUCGUAAUUAUCAAUAUGAACAAUUAGGUGAUACCAAUGAAGAAGCUUUAACAACGAAAUUAUUAACUGAUUGUGAUAUUGAUAAAGAACGUUUAAUGCGUGCUCAAACACUUGAAGAAAUAGCUGAUUUACGUGAACAAUUUCAUGUUUAUUAUAAUGAAGAUUUACCACAAUUGCGUGUACGUGAAAAAUUAAUUGAAUAUCGUGAAGAACGUGAGAAACGUAAGAAAUUAAUAUCAAAUAUGGAACAAAAUGAUGAUGAACAACCAUUACCAACAAUAGAAGAUGAAGAUGAACUUGAUGAAGAAUCUUUAGUUGAACAAAUACGUUCACAAUUAAAUAUUAAAGCUAAACCAAUGAUAAAAACGGAUUAUUAUAGUGUUUGUAGACAAGCACAUUUAGAAGGUUUAGUUAAAAAAUUUGGUUUAAAGCCUGAUAAAUUAGGUGAAAAUCUUUAUGAAAAUUAUCAAAAAAAUGAAAUCGAUCAAUAUCCAAUUGGACCAAUAGCCACUUGCGAAGAAUUUAUAUGUAAACAAUUUCCAAAUCCACAAACUGUUUUACAAGCUGCGGUAUUUAUGCAUGCUCGUCAAUUAUCUCUUGAUCCAUUAGUACGUUAUGUUAUUCGUCGUGAUUAUAUUUCACGUUGUAUGGUAAAUGUUCGUCCAACACGUCUUGGUAUUCAAUCAAUAACAGAAGAUCAUCCAUGUUAUUCAAGAAAAUAUCUUCUUGAAAAACCCGUUAAUACAUUUACAAAAGAUCAAUAUCUUUAUUUACAUCAAGCUGUUAAAGAUGGUUUGAUUACAAUCGAAUAUGUUAUUGAUAAUAAAAAUAAUCCUCAUACAUAUGCAGAUGAAAUAAAACGUUCCUAUACACGUGAUGAAUAUUCUGAUAAUGUACUUGAAUGGAAUAAAAUUCGUGCGACAUGUAUUGAUUUAAUGCUUAGUAAAUUUCUUUAUCCAAAAUUUCAACGUGAAUUAGAAGAGAUUUUAUUGGAUGAAGCAAAACAAUAUGUUAUUAAACAAAGUUCAAAUUGUUUGAAUGAUUGGAUUAAAAUUGCACCAUAUCGUUUAUCAAAUGAUGAAAAUGUUACAAGUAUAUCCGAUGCUGGCGUUCGAGUUUUAUCUGUUGCCUAUUCAACUGAUCCCGAUGAUGUAUCAUAUGCUGUUAUAUUAAGUUCUGAAGGACAAGUCAUGGAUUUUAUUCGUUUACCAAAUUUAAUGUUAAGAGAGAAUUAUUCAGCUGAUAAUAAAAUAAAAAAAGAUAAAGAUUUCGAAGCUAUUCGAACAUUUAUUAUACAACGUGUACCAGAUGUUAUUUGUAUAGGUGUGGAAAGUCGUGAUGCUUUAUAUUUACGUAAUCGUCUUGAAGAUAUGGUUAGUCAAUUACAACAUGAUGAAGAACAAUUUCAAAAUUUAGCUGAACCUAUGAAAGUUCUUCUAUCUGAUACGGAAUUAGCAAAAAUCUAUUCUCAAUCUCGUAAAGGUGAAUCUGAUUUUCGUGAUUAUCCGGUUAAAUUACGUCAAGCUGUUUCUCAAGGACGUCGUUUACAAGAUCCAUUAUUAGAAUUUUCACAAUUAUUUAAUUAUGAUAAAGAAAUACUUUUAAUUAAAUAUCAUGCAUUACAAGAUUUAAUUGAUCGUGAACAAUUAUUAUGUAAUCUUGAACAAAGUUUUAUUGCACGUACAAAUGAAGCUGGUGUUGAUUUAAAUCGUUGCAUAGCUUAUUCUCAUACAUCGAAUGUUUUACAAUUUGUCUGUGGUCUUGGUCCACGUAAAGCAACACAUUUAAUAAAACAUUUUAAACAAAAUAAUUCACAAUUAGAAAAUCGUACAUUUCUUGUUGUUAAUUAUCCAAUGGGUAAAUGUGUCUUCUCAAAUUGUGCUGGUUUUAUUAAAAUUAAUACCGAUGCUAUGAAAGAAAGUAAUUCCUAUAUUGAAAUCUUAGAUAGUACACGUAUACAUCCUGAAGCUUAUGAUUGGGCACGUAAAAUGGCUGUUGAUGCAUUAGAUAUUGAAGAAUCGUCGGAAAUGGAACCAAGUGCUGCAUUAGAAGAAAUUUUUCAAAAUUCUGAACGAUUAAAAGAUUUAGAUUUAGAUGCAUUUGCUGUUGAAUUAAAAAAUACAAUGUAUGGCGAUCAAUCAAUAACAUUAUAUGAUAUACGUGCUGAAUUAACACAUCGUUAUCGAGAUGUACGUGUACGUUAUGAACCACCAAGUCCAGAAGAUUUAUUUCAUUUUAUAACGAAAGAAACACCAGCAACAUUUCAUUUGGGUAAAUUAAUUCAAUGUCAAGUAUUUGAUUUUGCAAGACGACCACCAACAGCUGAACAACUUGAAACAGCACAACCAGUUAAACAUGAAGCAACUGGAAUGUUAAAAUGUCCAUUAUGUCAUACAGAACGAUUUCAUAGUGUUAAAGAAGCUUGGAAUCAUUUUGAUUCAGCAAAUAAAUGUAAAGGAGCACCAACUGGUGUACGUGUUCGUUUGGAUAAUGGUUGUACAGGCUUUAUAAAACUUCGUGAUUUAUCUGAUUCUCCAGUAACAAAUCCAUUAGAUCGUGUUAAAUUACAUCAACUUAUCUAUGCACGUAUUAUAAAUAUUAAUAUUGAACGAUUUAGUGUUGAUUUAACAUCGAAAUCAAGUGAUUUACGUGAUGAUAAAGAACGAUGGCGACCAGCGAAAGAUUCUUUUUAUGAUCGUGCACUUGAAACAGACGAUUUAGCUGAAACUGAAAAAGAAAAACAAUCAAAACAAGCAGCUAAAGAACGUAGUUUUGUUAAACGUGUCAUUGCUCAUCCAUCAUUUAUGAAUAUAAAUUAUAUUGAAUGUGAACGAUUACUUUCAACGAAAGAUUUAGGUGAUGCGAUUGUACGACCAAGUUCAAAAGCAUCCGAUCAUUUAACAAUAACAUGGAAAUUAGUUGAUGGAGUUUUACAUAAUAUUGAUGUUAUUGAAAAAUCUAAAUCAAAUCAAUUUUCACUUGGUAAACGUUUAUUAAUUAUCGAUCCACGUACACAAGAAACAGAAGAAUUUGAAGAUCUUGAUGAAAUUCUUGCACGAUAUAUUAAACCAAUGGCUAAUAUUGUUUCCGAUAUAGUUACACAUAAAUAUUAUCUUAAUUUAUCUCAACCAUUACCAUCAGCUACACCAUCUGGUUCAGCAACACCGGCACAAAAAGCCGCGGCAACAACAACAAUAACAACAUCAACAUCUGGAUUACCACCAACAUCAGCUGAUGCUCAACGAAUUCUUAAUACUCAUUUACUCGAUGAUAAACGACGUAAUCCAACACGAAUACGUUAUUAUAUAACAAUAUCACGUGAAUUUCCAACGAAAUUUCUUUUAUCAUAUAUGCCUAUACGUCGACCAAUACAUGAAUAUUUUACUGUUACACCAAAUGGUGUUCGAUUUCGUUCAAAAAUGUUUCCAACAUUAACAGAAACACUUAAUUGGUUUAAAGUGCAUUAUAAUGAUAAUGCUAUUACACCAUCACCAAUGCGUACAGCAUCAGCAAGUGUUCGAUCAACAUCGGCAUCCUUAGCACCACCACCAUCAGUAACAAGUUCAAUGUCAAUAAGUUCAACACCAAUAUCAACAGGUGGUGGUGCUGUUGCUGCAUCAAUGGUUUCAUCAGGUUUUAGUCAACCACCACCAUCCAUGGUUUCAACAGGUUUUAGUCAACCACCACCACCAAUGCCAACAUCUGGAUUUAGUAUGCCACCUCCAGCAGCUGCAGCGGCCGCGGCUGCCGCAGCCGCUGCUGCAAGUGCCAUACCAUCGGUACCACCAACUGCUAUGGUAUCCAGUGGUUUUAGUCAACCACCACCAGCAUUAGGUACAAUGCCACCGGUAUUACCACCACCGCCACAUCAAAUGAUGAUGCCACCAGCAAAUUUUUUUGCUUAUUUACAACAAUAUCAACAACAACAAAUGUUUUGA